AUGACUGUACCUAUACACACGCAUUUACCUCUACCCUCCUGUCAGACCUUCUCCACGAGCAAGCAACCAAGCAAGAACCUUCCCCACGAGCAAGCAAGCAAGCAAGCAAGCCCACUCCUUCCAAACGGAGAACGCCGACCUUCUCCACAAGCAAGCAAGGCCUUCCUUCCCCACGAGCAAGCAAGCAAGCAAGCCCACUCCUUCCAAACGGAGGACGCGACCUUCCGCAAGCAAGCAAGGCCCUCCCCACGAGCAAGCAAGAACCUUCCCCACGAGCAAGCAAGCAAGCAAGCCCACUCCUUCCAAACGGAGGACGCCGACCUUCUCCGCAAGCAAGCAAGGCCCUUCCCCACGAGCAAGCAAGAACCUUCCCCACGAGCAAGCAAGCAAGCAAGCCCACUCCUUCAAACGGAGACGCCGACCUUCUCCGCAAGCAAGCAAGGCCCUUCCCCACGAGCAAGCAAGAACCUUCCCCACGAGCAAGCAAGCAAGCAAGCCCACUCCUUCCAAACGGAGGACGCCGACCUUCUCCGCAAGCAAGCAAGGCCCUUCCCCACGAGCAAGCAAGAACCUUCCCCACGAGCAAGCAAGCAAGCCCACUCCUUCCAAACGGAGACGCCGACCUUCUCCGCAAGCAAGCAAGGCCCUUCCCACGAGCAGCAGAACCUUCCCCACGAGCAAGCAAGCAAGCAAGCAAGCAAGCCCACUCCUUCCAAACGGAGAACGCCCUUCUCCACAAGCAAGCAAGGCCCUUCCCCCACAAGCAAGCAAGCAAGCCCACUCCUUCCAAACGGAGAACGCCCUUCUCCACAAGCAAGCAAGAACGUUCCCCACGAGCAAACAAGGACCUUCCCCACAAGCAAACAAGGACCUUCCCCACGAGCAAGCAAGCAAGCAAGCCCACUCCUUCCAAACGGAGGACGCCCGCAGCCCAUUUUAGACCUGAAUGGACAGAGACUGAACAGAAUUUUUAUAUUUUUUGGAAAACUUGGCAAAUUCUAA
Molecule: messenger RNA, 1002 nt
Organism: Penaeus vannamei (Pacific white shrimp)
Lineage: Eukaryota; Metazoa; Arthropoda; Malacostraca; Decapoda; Penaeidae
Source: RefSeq, a predicted model, not a curated record